AUGCAUAUGAUACUCUACAACAAUAGGGUAAAGAAAAAGCAAGGUAGUUAUAAAACAAAACUUUCACAAUUAUUUCAGACAUUAAAUACAGAUUAUACUGCAAGAAUUCAUCUUCGAUUAGAGAGAUAG
Molecule: messenger RNA, 129 nt
Organism: Funneliformis mosseae
Lineage: Eukaryota; Fungi; Glomeromycota; Glomeromycetes; Glomerales; Glomeraceae
Source: the annotation of a GenBank genome assembly